UCCAUUAUCGGACGAUGGCAUGGAGAGAUUCGCGUGUCCUAAUGCCGAUCGAAUGGGAAGAUAUCGUUGCAUCGAUGAUCACGUGCUCUGUGACGGUUUUAUAGAUUGUCCAAUGGGAGAGGAUGAGGAUAGACAGGCGUGCAUGUUCUAUAAAACCACAAAAGCGCACCUCGAUGUACUGGCGGAUGCUUUACUGCGGUGGGCAAGAGGUCGUUAAUAAAACUGCAUUUAGAUUUUCACAUAUUGAUACACUACGUAUGGAUAUUCAAAAAGAAAAUGAUAAUGAUGAUGGAAACAAAGAGAUGGUUGCGAUUGCUCAAGUCCAAUCAUUUAUAAGCGUGAACAAUAAUUUUUUUUUUUUUUUU
Messenger RNA from Ceratosolen solmsi marchali, 365 nucleotides. RefSeq names its product low-density lipoprotein receptor domain-containing jelly belly protein (gene jeb). The transcript is spliced from 2 exons. Gene Ontology annotation, biological process: positive regulation of MAPK cascade. NCBI's taxonomy places the organism in Eukaryota, Metazoa, Arthropoda, Insecta, Hymenoptera, Agaonidae. Gene Ontology annotation, cellular component: terminal bouton. Gene Ontology annotation, molecular function: transmembrane receptor protein tyrosine kinase activator activity; protein binding. The coding region runs from base 20 to 217 and encodes 65 amino acids. The record is from RefSeq and is a predicted model, not a curated record.